This is a messenger RNA of Schizophyllum commune H4-8, 2493 nucleotides long. RefSeq lists its product as uncharacterized. The record is from RefSeq and is a predicted model, not a curated record. The transcript has 20 exons. NCBI's taxonomy places the organism in Eukaryota, Fungi, Basidiomycota, Agaricomycetes, Agaricales, Schizophyllaceae. Gene Ontology annotation, molecular function: deSUMOylase activity. The coding region runs from base 1 to 2493 and encodes 830 amino acids. Gene Ontology annotation, biological process: protein desumoylation. Gene Ontology annotation, cellular component: nucleus.
AUGAGCAAUCCCGACCCGGAGGCCGCGCAGUACCAGGCCGCCCCCCCGAUUGAAAACAUGGGAACUCCCGUGGAUCUGGGGUCUACGCUCAGCCAGGAGGAUGAGACUCCUGCCCCCAAAGACUGCAAGGGGAAGGCGAAGGCGAAGGAGGCGGUGGUGGCAGGAUCUGUAUUGGGAUCAGUGGGCAAGGGAACUUGUCAAUUAUUCGGUCAUCCGGUCAGUAAAGAGGUGACGGUGCUCUACAAGUCCUGGCAGGAUUUGUUCUGCACUUGGGUGAGGGAGGGCAGCUUAGAAGCGCUGUUGCAGGGGCAUGUGAUCGACAAGAAGAGACUGUCUCUGCGUGCAAAUGCCAUUGAGCGAGACCUCUAUGCUAGCGACUAUCCCCGGUGGCAAGCGGGCUACAAUUGCAUGAAGAUGCUGCACCAAUGUACCCGCUCAGAUCCUGUUUUGUCUGCAGGGGAUGAGUUUCUCAAGCUCCUGCUCCAUGAACGUGCGCCACCGGAUUGUGUGUCCGCUGCUUUCCAAGCCUCCAACAAUAUCAGGGACACCGUACAGGCCGCUCGCACCCACUAUCAACAUCUGCACCUCAAGUUCAUUGAAUGGGGCAGUGACAUGGAAUUGCCUCGUAGACAAAUAGCGAUCAUCAAAUCUGCGUCAUUCACCUCCAUCCGCGUUCUAAAACGUCCUAUAGCGGCAAAGUCCCCCAGCACCAGCGCACCGCUACCGGCUUCCUACUUCACCUUGAACAGGGAGCACAUCUUACGGCUGGCAUCUAACCAGUGGCUUAACGAUGAGAUCAUCAACUUCUUCAUCGAGCUGUUCAUGCAUAAUCCUCAGUCGCAUCACAACGUUGUUGUAGCCCUCAUGUCCCAACAAGGAACCAAGCUGGCAGCGCGUUUUGGUGGACUCAAGCUCAUUGAUGCAUCUAACGUCAAGGACCUGAAGCUACUACUGAUCCCUCUACACGUCCAUGGUAAUCAUUGGUGUCUGUUUGUCAUGGACUUUGUCAACCGCCAUGGCACCGUGUACGACAGCUUGCUGACAAACGCCCAGGAGAAUAGAGUGCUCUUCCAGAGGAUGCGAGACUGUAUGCAAGCAGUCUGGGAGCUCAAGAAAUUACCCGUGGACAAAGAUUGGUGGAGAACAAAAUGGCAAUGGUUUGCUGAUCCGCCUGAUGUUCCCAGGCAGAAUAAUGCCAUUGAUUGUGGCAUCUACUGCAUGAGCUUCAUGGUGCACCUGCACAAGUGGGGUAAGAUCAAUCACAAGGACAUCCCUGUUCCUUUGCGUAUCCCACUUCAUAAAGAGGGUAUCGCUGCUUUGGCCAGGCCUUCCGGCCGCCCCAAACCAAAGAAAGCCUCAAAGAAGUGCAAGAGAAAGAGGGCAUCAUCGAAGAUGCCCUUGGUCCUGAUCGAUGAGGACACCGAGGAAGACGCUGCAGGCACUGCCGACUUGGUGGAUGCACUGAACACCGCAGGAGGGACCGGCAAAUGCCAAGGAAAUAUGUGGCGCUCGGGAAUAAGGCGCGAGCGCAGAGAUAGGACUGAUGGGGAUGGCAACGUGACUAUGUCCAGCCAGCUACAGAUUGAGAACCAAUGGCCUAGAACAAGAGGUAGCAAUUCCGACAGCAGCUUUGGCAGCCUUGAUGAUGAAGGAGAUGACAGCGAUGACUGCGAUGAGGACCGCAUAAUUGAUGAUGAAGGUGUCAACCAAGAAGAUCAACCACUAGGCGCCAAUCCUAUCACUCUCAAGCCUCCCAGCGAGCUGGGUGCUAUGCUCGCUGAAGCAGAGGCUGAAGCGCAGACACACACGCCCAACAAGCUAGCGUCCGGUGAACUGAACUUUAUGGUGACACCGCCCCAGUCUCCCUCUCCAUCUCAGAUUGCUGGACAGCAGUUUGAAGACGACUGGGAGGAUGAGAAGGAACCAAUGCAGGAGCGUAGUGGAGACAGUCCAAAGGACGAAUCGUCAAAGAAGCGCACCAAGGGGCCUUGGAGAAAAUCACAUGUAUCUGUCCAAGUAUCUGUUCUUCGGCGUCUAGGAAUGCACUUGACAGAAGCUGUGCGCUACUAUGCGAAGGUCUACAAUCGCACUGUCAACUCGGUUUGGCGUCAAAUGAUGCUUGAGGUCCCAUAUGGUCGCAAAGCUAAUCUUGCGAACCUCCACCGCCAGCGCUAUCGCAUCGUCCACCCUAAACACCCAGAAGAAGACUACAUUAAAAAAGUAACUGGUAUCUUGGAUCAGGCCAAGGACAAACUACGACGCAAGAUACGGGCCGACCUAGUUAGGCUUGGCAAAGAUAUUGUCAACGUCCCCGCUGGAGUGCAAAUCAACGCAUGCCAACGCCAGCUGCAGGAAGCUGUUUUGACCGCCAACACCAGCAUUGUGCUCAAGACGUACCUUGAAUUGUCAACCAUCCUUCAAUCAUGCAAAGUUAAAGGGAAAGCAGAGGGCUGCUCCAGUUACUACUACCACUCCCUCAACGUCUACGAGUAG